AUGGGGAAGAAUCCCAGGAGGCUUGGAGAGGGCGGCUAUGGGAAGGCCUUUUUGAACAGGGAGGGUGGCGUGGUGAUGAAAUUCGCAUCCUCUGUUGAGGUAUACCGAACCUUUAUUCUGGAAGCCAUGGUCAUGAAGCUCUUUGCCGAAUACCAGAGCGGCUUCCAGCGCCUCGUAGGCCUCUGCCCAGACAAACUAGGUCUCGUGACCAGGUAUGCCGGCCUUUCCUUGGCCCACUAUGUCGAGUCCGGCAAACUGCAGACGAAUCACAAGUACUCCAUCUUGACGCAGCUCUGCAAGAUCCUGUCGGACUUGCACCAGCAUGGCUUCGUCCACAACGACGUCAAGGUGCAGAACAUGUGUGUCAGUGUGACGGAGUCGGGUCUCGUGCUGACCCUUAUCGACUUCGGCAUCACCUUAUUGGCUGGCUGUAAAGUAGGGCUAGAAGCCCGGUGGGAUGCUUCUCUCAUCUACGCUCCCGAGAUCUGCGGCCGAAACAGCGGCGUGUGCAGCAGCAAAUCCGACACCUUCAGUGUCGGCAAGGUCCUGCGUGAACUCUUCAAAGACUUGCCGAUGCCACCCCUGCUCAAAAGCUGGUACGCUAAGAGCCAGUCCAAGUGCCCGAGCGAGCGCAGCAACCUGUCCCUGCUGGUGAAGGCCGUGGAGGAUCUGCGGCUGGGCCACUGA
Molecule: messenger RNA, 687 nt
Organism: Penaeus vannamei (Pacific white shrimp)
Lineage: Eukaryota; Metazoa; Arthropoda; Malacostraca; Decapoda; Penaeidae
Product: cyclin-dependent kinase 6-like
Biological process (GO): intracellular signal transduction; protein phosphorylation
Cellular component (GO): cytoplasm; nucleus
Molecular function (GO): ATP binding; protein serine/threonine kinase activity
Source: RefSeq, a predicted model, not a curated record